Tetrahymena thermophila SB210 is the source of this 1362-nucleotide messenger RNA. RefSeq lists its product as hypothetical. The record is from RefSeq and is a predicted model, not a curated record. The transcript is spliced from 5 exons. Lineage: Eukaryota; Ciliophora; Oligohymenophorea; Hymenostomatida; Tetrahymenidae.
AUGUCUACUCAAUUUUCUUAACCCUUAAAUUAAAAAAGACUGAUUUAAGAGUUUCUCUUGAAAGGUAGAAGCAGAGAUAACGAUCUUAAAAUGAGUAAUAAAAAUGAAAUUUAGAUAGAUACCAAUAAAUCUUAAAUAUAUUUUCCACAGAUUGAACCUAAUUAAUGUCAACCAAAAUAAAUAAAUCACUCUUCAUCUUAAAACCUAAGCAACAUAAAUAUCGACAUCUAAAAUAAACUAAAUAACUAUUUCGUCGCUGGAGAUCUUUAAAAUGAACAAAGCAGGAGAUUUAUCAAAUUGAAGAAUAACAAAAGUGAAUCUUCCCAAUACAAUAAUUCGUUUAGCCCAUUUCUGAAAGAGAGAGAUUCCCUAGGAAAUCUUUUGAAAGAUCAAUAACUUGGUACAAAAAAAAGUGAAAGAUAUAUUCAGUAUAAGUUAAAGCAGUAUCAGAGUGGUAUGCAACUAUCGAAAGGAAGGAUUCCAAAUAAAAAUUAAAUAUUGCCUUAUUCUGGUUAUUUAAAUGAAAGUAGUGUAACAGAGCUUGAAUCGUUAAAUGCACAUAAUAGAAAGUACAGCGAAUAAAAUAGUGAGUCUUUCAAAGACAAAUAUACUUAGUUUGUUGUUAGAUUGAACAUUUUAGAUAAUCCCUCUCAAACAAUUUCAGAUGUGCUAAAAACUGAAGAUACUAACCACAACGCUGAUAGAUCACUUAAUUAAGAUUGUUCAUCAAUCUAGUUUUAGAAUUUUACUUUAAUGAAUCGUCUAAAGCAGUAUACUAUAAAAUAAAAAACUCCUUAAAAUAAGGACAUGUUUACAGUAAAUACAAGCUUAUUAAAUUAAAAUAGCUCCUUGAAUAAAUUAGAUAACUAAAGUAAAAAAUAUCAUUUGAAUAUUAAGAAAAUUCAUUAAAUACAACAAUCUAAUCCACCUGUUGGAAGCUAUAAUCCUAACUAUUCUCUGAUUUAAAAAAAUCAAUUAUCGCAUCGUAUAUAACCUAUAUUUCCGACCAGUAGAAGUUAAUAAAAGUAACUUGAAUAUGAAUAAUAGUACUAACAAAAAAGUCCUUCACAAAAAUAAGAUCAAAAAAAGAAACAGAUAAAUUCAGACAAUGAAGAAAAUUAUGAAAAGCUAUUCAACAAAAUGAUGAGAGAAAUAAAAAAAUAAGUUGAUUUAGAGCAGUAAUAAAAUUAAGGAAAUUUAUUACAUCCUGAUGGAGAUAAGGAAUUAAAAAAGGUAAUGUCAUCUGAAGAAAUGGAAAACUUCUCAAAUCAAUAUAAAAAGUAAAUGGGAGAUAUGAAAAAUAUAUUUAAUAGAAUAAGAUCUUCUCUUAAUUAAAACAAAUUAAAUAAUCUUGCUUCUUGA